Messenger RNA from Bipolaris victoriae FI3, 738 nucleotides. RefSeq lists its product as hypothetical. The transcript has 3 exons. The coding region runs from base 1 to 738 and encodes 245 amino acids. Lineage: Eukaryota; Fungi; Ascomycota; Dothideomycetes; Pleosporales; Pleosporaceae. The record is from RefSeq and is a predicted model, not a curated record.
AUGCAAUCAAAGGUGUUACUUCCUUUGUACAUCUAUCCAAACCCUGGAGCGUGGGAUCCGCUCUACACCGCCUUGUCCAAACACCCGCACCUCGACUUCCUGAUUAUCCUCAACCCAAACAGCGGGCCGGGCACCGCACCCUGGUGGCCCAACGCCGACUACCUACGCGAGAUCCCGCGGCUCAAUGCGCUGCCCAAUGUGACAACGCUGGGCUACGUUCGCGCGACGUAUUGCGAGCGGGCGCACGGCGAUAUCUGCAGCGAUAUCUGUACGUAUGCGGAGCGGGGGCGCGCGGAUGCGCGGAUGAAGAUGCAAGGCGUGUUUGUGGAUGAGACUGUGAAUUUGUAUUCCAAGGAGAUGAAAAGGUAUCUUGAUGGCAUUGAUGAGCGGGUGAAGCGGGAAGAUGCGUUUGGUACCGAGGGCUUGGUCAUUCAUAAUCCGGGGACGGCGGUGAAUAAAGGGUUGGCAGCGCCUGGGCCGGAUGUUACGGUUGUGGUGGAGACGUCGUAUGCGCAUUUUGCGAGCAAGGAGUAUCAGGAGUGGCUUGCGACGUCGCCGUAUGGGCGUGAGCGCGCGGCGUACAUGGUGCAUUCGGUGCCAGAGGAUCAGGUUGAGGGGCUUACGAGGGCGCUGCGGAAGAAGGCGGCGUAUCUCUUUGUGACGAGUGCGACUUCGGAGUUCUAUGAGAAGUUUGGUGAUAGUUGGGAGAAGUUUGUCGCGGUUAUGGCGGAGCCGUGA